Molecule: messenger RNA, 892 nt
Organism: Harpegnathos saltator (Jerdon's jumping ant)
Lineage: Eukaryota; Metazoa; Arthropoda; Insecta; Hymenoptera; Formicidae
Exons: 4
Coding region: 68-499 (143 amino acids)
Molecular function (GO): sequence-specific DNA binding
Source: RefSeq, a predicted model, not a curated record
ACGUGGUAUUUUUGAUGUAAUGGCCGCAAUGAUGAUUGGCUGUGGUCUUUAAAGGUUAGAGUGCCCAAUGUUAAACAAGAAAAAUAUCAAAAAUAUCGAAUUUUGUACACAAAUAAUGCCGCUGUGUAUUGUAAAACAGUGCAAAAAUCGUACUAUAAGCCGUUCAGUGUUAGGACAAAUAAAACCAAAGAGAACUCACGAUAUAUCAUAUUACCGAUUUCCAAAGAAUGAAAAAAUAAAGAAGCUGUGGUGCGAUAUACUGGGACUAACUGUGGAGUCAGUCCCAGUUGGAGGAAGGGUUUGUUCAGCACAUUUUGAUCAAGAUGCUUUUGAUAUUUCAACUGGGAAAAGAAGACUUCGACCAAACGUACUACCAGACAAUUCCUCAUGGGAAGAACGCGGCAUCUUUGGAUGCGAUGAAUUCAUCGACCCAUUUUCGGACAUCGGCCUCAUUUCGAAAGCGUAUGCCAGAGAGACCGUGCGGCAUCGACUGGAAUAAAUGAUAAUCAGAAGGCGCAAUGUCAGAUUAUCGUUCAAACGGAUCAACUGUUGACUAUAACGCUCCGCAGUGACAGUUUCGCCCAGUCUCAGGAGCUCAUAGUAUAGUACGCCCUUCUCGUCCUACCAGAUACAGAGCAGAACUUUAUGUCCAUAAAUGUUUCGUUUUGGCGUCGAAGGUAUCGCUUGGCCGGGGUUUACAUUUUUCCAUUUAGGAUUGUCGUAAUAAAUCCACUUUUCAUCGCCCGUUAUUAUUUUCCACAAGAAACUUUUCUUUUUUUGUCGCACAAGCAAUGAGAGACAAAUGUUCAGCCGGUUCCUAAAGGCGCCUUCGGAGAGUUCAUGCGGACUCUAUCUUCGUUCCUUCAGAAUCAUUCCCUGUGCAUGUAAUCGC